Molecule: messenger RNA, 1359 nt
Organism: Pelodiscus sinensis (Chinese soft-shelled turtle)
Lineage: Eukaryota; Metazoa; Chordata; Testudines; Trionychidae
Source: RefSeq, a predicted model, not a curated record
AUGUUGGAUCUUCUGAAGACCCGGGGGAAGAACGGGGCCCUGGCCUUCCUGGAAAGCCUGACCCUGGAGCCUUCCAUUGACCUCAGCAGCUUCAGCGGCCUGAUCGAGACCUCCAAGCUGACGGAGUGCCUGGCGAAGGCCGUCAACAGCCUGCAGGAGGAGCUGACGCAGGAGAAGCACCAGAAGGCGUCGCUGCUGGACCACUGCAGGCGCAGAACGCGUCUGCGGCGCGGGGAGGCCGAGCACGGCCGCAUGCGGCGGGAGCUCAGCGCCCACUUCCACGAGGUGCUGAAGCUGAAGGACGAGAUGUACAACCUGUCCCUGCGCUACACCAACGCCCUGCAGGAGAAGGAUCUGGCCAUCACGCGCAGCCAGGGCCUGCAGGAGGAGCUCUAUGUGAUGAAGCAGGAGCUGCAGCGAGCCCGGGCGGAGUCCCACUGCGGGAGGGAGAGGGCCCUGCGCAUGCCCAGCGACCUGCAGCCCCCGGCGGACGAGCUGCUGCGGCUGAGGUGCUGGGAGGAGAGGGAGCACACCCUGAUCGCGUGCCACAGGAUGAAGGUGGACUGCGAGAUCUACAAGGAGAAGAUCGGCGCCUUCCAGGAGCAAGUGGCCGAGCUGCAGAAGGAGCGAGAUCAGGCCUACAGCGCGAGGGACGUGGCCCAGCUGGAGAUCGCCCAGAACCUGCUGGAGAAGGAUUCCCUCCGCAGGAAGGUGUUCGAGCUGACGGACCAGCUCUGCGAGCUGCGGAAGCAGGCCGGACAGCAGCAGGCAGAGCUGGGCGGCAGGGUGAGAGGCCGGGGCCCUUGGCCCAAAAGGAAGCAGCAGCUGGUGCGCAUGCACGCCAUCUGCCCCGGGGACGACAGCCAGGCCAGCCUCAGCGGCAGCUCCCAGGAGUUCCUGGAGGUGGAUUUCACGCUCCUGGCAGGGGAGAAGGUGGAGUCGCCCGACCUGGAGUAUGAGCUGGUGGAGAAGGAUGGGGGCACGCCCAUUCGCCGGCGGCCUGCCCGGCGCAUCCCCAGCCGCAUCACCACCGUCGCCUUCCACGGCAACGCCCUGCUGGAGCAGAUCGGCGUCAUCGGGGGGAACCAGACGGGCAUCUUCAUUCACCAGGGGCUGGCCCUCUGCUCCCGGCGGCCUGCCCGGCGCAUCCCCAGCCGCAUCACCACCGUCGCCUUCCACGGCAACGCCCUGCUGGAGCAGAUCGGCGUCAUCGGGGGGAACCAGACGGGCAUCUUCAUUCACCAGGUCACUCCCGGCUCCGUGGCCGACGAGAUGUGUCUGACCCCCGGCAAUCAGAUCAUGGUGGUAAGGGGCUGGCCCUCUGCUCCCGGCCUGGCUCUCCCUAGUCCCUCCCGCUAG